AUGGAGCUUACUCUGGUCGGGCUGCAAUAUUCCGGGAAAACAACUUUUGUUAACGUCAUAGCCUCGGGGCAAUUCAGCGAAGACAUGAUACCGACAGUUGGUUUCAACAUGCGGAAAAUUACCAAAGGGAAUGUUACAAUUAAGGUGUGGGAUAUCGGUGGCCAGCCAAGGUUCCGCUCGAUGUGGGAAAGGUAUUGCCGUGGAGUCAACGCCAUUGUCUACAUGGUGGACGCGGCGGACCCGGACAAGAUCGAGGCGUCGCGCAACGAGCUGCACAGCCUGCUGGAGAAGCAGCAGCUGACCGGGAUCCCGGUGCUGGUGCUGGGGAACAAGCGGGACCUGCCGCACGCGCUCGACGAGCACGGCCUCAUCGAGCGAAUGAACCUGUCGGCGAUCCAGGACCGCGAGAUCUGCUGCUACUCGAUCUCCUGCAAGGAGAAGGACAACAUAGACAUAACGCUGCAGUGGCUCAUCGCGCACAGCAAGUCUGGCAGCGCGCGC
Messenger RNA from Iphiclides podalirius (scarce swallowtail), 501 nucleotides. The record is from the annotation of a GenBank genome assembly. Lineage: Eukaryota; Metazoa; Arthropoda; Insecta; Lepidoptera; Papilionidae.